Messenger RNA from Solanum stenotomum, 1346 nucleotides. Its product is annotated as homeobox-leucine zipper protein HAT4-like. The record is from RefSeq and is a predicted model, not a curated record. The transcript has 4 exons. Gene Ontology annotation, biological process: regulation of DNA-templated transcription. Gene Ontology annotation, molecular function: DNA-binding transcription factor activity, RNA polymerase II-specific; sequence-specific DNA binding. Bases 138 to 968 code for a protein of 276 amino acids. Gene Ontology annotation, cellular component: nucleus. Lineage: Eukaryota; Viridiplantae; Streptophyta; Magnoliopsida; Solanales; Solanaceae.
UCCAAAGUUUCUUUUCUUUUCUCUCUCUAUAUCAACAACUACCCAUCUUUCUUACCUGAAAAAAAAAUAAAUUCUUUUCACAUCACUGCUCUUUUUUUAGCUCUGUUUUUUCUUCCAAGAAAUCUACAAAAAACAAAAUGAUGGUUGAAAAAGAAGAUUUGGGGUUAAGUCUUAGCCUCAGUUUUCCAGAUAAUAACAAUAAGAAGAAUACUCAGCUCAAUCUUUCACCUUUCAAUCUCAUUCAAAAAACUUCUUGGACUGAUUCCUUAUUCCCUUCUUCAGAUCGGAACAUUGAGACAUGUAGAGUGGAGACAAGGACUUUUUUGAAGGGAAUCGAUGUGAAUCGGCUGCCGGCGAUGGGUGACGCCGACGAAGAAGCCGGCGUUUCGUCACCGAACAGUACGAUUUCGAGUGUAAGUGGAAAUAAGAGAACUGAAAGAGAAGCUAAUAAUUGUGAUCAAGAGGAACAUGAAAUGGAAAGAGGUUCUGAUGAAGAAGAUGGAGAAACUUCUAGAAAGAAAUUAAGGCUAUCAAAAGACCAAUCUGCCAUUCUUGAAGAAAGUUUCAAAGAACACAAUACACUCAAUCCUAAACAAAAGCUGGCUUUGGCCAAAAGACUGGGAUUGAGGCCUAGGCAAGUUGAGGUGUGGUUUCAGAAUAGGAGAGCAAGGACAAAGUUGAAGCAAACAGAAGUUGACUGUGAGUUCUUGAAGAGAUGUUGUGAGAAUUUGACAGAGGAAAACAGGAGAUUACAGAAAGAAGUUCAAGAGUUGAGGGCAUUAAAGCUUUCACCUCAAUUCUACAUGCAAAUGACCCCUCCCACCACCCUCACCAUGUGCCCUUCAUGUGAGCGUGUUGCGGGCCCACCGUCAUCCUCAUCUGGGCCCACAUCCACACCAAUGGGCCAGGCCCAACCCAGGCCCAUGCCAUUUAACCUAUGGGCCAAUGCACUACAUCCUAGAUCAUGAUUUUGCAAGAAGGGCAAUUUGGUCAAAUGAAAGUGACAAGGAAACUUGUAAUCGAGUACCAUAAUGUUUUGUGUAUGAAAAUAUUAAUUUUUAUGGUCUAAGAUAUGGUUGUUGGGACUUGAGAAUGGGGGAUUUGGUGGGUCAAAGAAUCUUUGAUUUCUAUUAUUGACUAUAUCUUUUUCUUGUAUUUACAAAUUAGGCUUAUUAGUCUUUUUUACUAUAUUUGGUAGUAAGUACUAAUAGUUUACUUUUUCCCCCAUUUUGAGGUUAUUGGUAGGGUAAGAGGAAGUGGACUUUUUAGAUGUAAAGUUAUGAAGGAUAUCAACUAUUAUGGUUAUAGAUUUACUUGGAGAAGUUUUUAAGUUUGUCUUUUGAUCA